Bufo bufo (common toad) is the source of this 3104-nucleotide messenger RNA. Its product is annotated as Golgi integral membrane protein 4-like. The transcript is spliced from 14 exons. Gene Ontology annotation, cellular component: Golgi apparatus; Golgi membrane. Lineage: Eukaryota; Metazoa; Chordata; Amphibia; Anura; Bufonidae. Bases 372 to 2030 code for a protein of 552 amino acids. The record is from RefSeq and is a predicted model, not a curated record.
GCUUCCUCUUUGAAAAUGUUGCAAGUUUGCAAGAGAUCGUGGGAUUCUUCACUCGGCUGGUGCCCGGAGCCGCUCGCUGGUCGGUGGGCAUAGACUGGGCACUGGGAUCCCUGCAGCCCUUGUAAAGUUACCGGCAGUGCCGAGGGGGCUCCGCCGCACGUGACUGCCGUGGAUUUAGUGAGGUAGCGGGCACGAGCUUGGCACCUGCUGGAACUCUGCGGAUAUUAGGCGAGCCCCCCUCAGGAUGCCAUGGGAUGGGACCCGCUGGUGACUUGAAGAAGAGUCGCAUCUGUUGGUAGAAGAAGGGAAAGGGGCUCCUGCUUGGCAUUGGGGACACAUGCCAGUGUGCAUCUAGGAGGACCUGCUGGAUCAUGGGCACCGGAGUGUGCAGCAGGAGGCAGAAGAGUCUGCUCCACACCGGGUUGUGCCUGCUGGCACUGCUGGGGCUGGGCAGCGGGCUCUUCUUCUACAACUACAUGCUGAAUAAGGCCAGUGCAUCAGAGGCUCAGGCUGCCAGGUACAAGCAGCAGCAAGAGACACUGUCUGCCCAGCUGCAAGUGGUGUAUGAGCAUCGGUCAAGGCUUGAACGUUCUUUACAGAAGGAAAAGAGUGAGCACAAGAAGACAAAAGAAGAUUAUUUAGUCUAUAAACUAGAGGCCCAGGAGGCCCUGAACAAAGAGAAGCAAGAUUCUAUGAAUCGCUAUGGGGCUCUUAGUUCACAACACAAGAUUCUCAAGAAUCAGAAUGAAGAAAUGAAGAAGCAGCUGUCCGACUUACAGGUGGAGCACAGCAAUCUGAAGCUAGAACACCGCAAGAGCGACGAGCUGCGCAAUCAGCAACUGACCCAACUGCAGAGGGAGAAGGAGAGCGAGACUGCCGGGCUGCAAGAUACCAUAUUAAAACUGCGGGAGGAGAGUAAGUUACUUAGAAGGGCCCACCAGGAUGUCCACAUGCAGCUCCUCGGUGCACAGGCCCAGAUGGAGGAAUUUCGCCAGUUGAAGGAUGCUUUGAAGAGAAUGCCAAGCUUCAAAGACUCAAGUACUGACACACAACAUCAGCAAUCCCUGGCAGACACUAAAAAGGAUUUCAAAGAACAUAAACCACAGGUGCCUCAGAACUCAAAGGGAAGUAAGAAUAACGCAGAAGACAUCCCGGGAGGGCAUGUGAAGAAGCUGACACAAGGUCAACCUGAAGGACAAGAGAACUCCUUACUUCAGAGUCCCCCAGUACAACCUGCAUCCUCAAGGCUAGUGACACGAAAUGACAGCCGUGUUUCCAGAUUUACCAGGACAGUUAACAGUCUUCAGGCCCGCAGAGAGAAUGAGGACCAACGUGUACCACCACAUGACCAAGAGCUGAAGAAUGAAGUUGGUCAUGACCCCCCAGGAGUUAUGGAUAAAAAGACACCCACCGUGAAAGUUCUAGUUGCCAACGAACAAGUGCCAGUUCACAGUUGGCAAGACCUAGUUAACAAAGUGAACGCCAAGAUGACAGAAGCAGAGAAGAAAAAUGGCGUCCGUAACGCUGUCACAAAGUCUGACAGCCAUCCAACUGAAAAUCGGAAACAUGGGCUACCACAACAGGGCAACCACCAAAUGGAAGCAGAUGUAGAAGCAGAGAUGGAUGCUGGGAUGAUUGACAGAGAGGAGACCCUGCAGUCUCAGAAGCAGCACGUAGGGCAGCAUACGCUGCAGGUUCCAGAGGAAGUGGUUGAUCCAGCCAAAGAUCCCAACAAUCAAGGUGAGGACGAAUUUGAAGAAGCUGAAAUUGACAGACCGGAGUUUGAGGAGAAAGGGGAAGUGGGGAAAAAUGCAGUGUAUCAGAAAGCAGAACAGAAAGUGCUGUUCCUACAGGCAGCUGAUGCCAAAAUGAAAUCUAGAGAAGAGCCGGAAGAACCUUACCAGGAUGACCAAGAACAGGACAUUGAGGAACAUGGUGGUGAAACAGACAAUGCAGAUGAUCUGGAACUCGCACACAAUGAAGGAACAGAUAAGCCAGAUGCAAAGAACAUAAGAGAAGGAUAUUACUGAUAAUAAGAGCCUUGACGAGAACCAUAUAUGAGGAGUGGAACAAAGGCCAGAAUAAACAGGCCAUAGCUAGAUGCUGUUAUGGCUUUGGACCUUCAUCAGAGAAUCAUUCUAGACUGUAAAGGGCUCUGGAAAUAUCAGCACUGGUGGUGGACCUCUCCAUGAAAUAUGUCUUUCUCUGCUUUGUGACUGCUAAUGAAGAAUAUACAUAUUUUUCAUUAAUUUUAUGCAAGUCCUACCAUGGUCUUCAUCUCUUACCGAAGGUCUUGAACCAAAAUGACUGUGCUGAACUAGACCUGUCUGAUCUGUAGACCUAUUUUGUUGGUACAGACAAAAUGAAGAAUGUUAUGGUGUAAAAUAUAGGACAACGUUUUUAUAUGUCAUCAUAUUACCGACUAAUGCCAUUAAAAUUUUAUGACUUCUUCAUCUGUGUUCGGGCGGACUGCACAGAAAGUGCAAUGUUCUGCUUUUUAUGAAAACAUAACCAAGGCUUUUCCGUUGAUUAAAUAAUGGUUGGGGGAUAGCUGAUUUUUUUCUUCUCGUUUAUAAAUUGCAUUAUAGGAGGCUGAGUGCUGAACAUUUGCUUAGGGCAAUAUGUCUGCUCUAUUAUAUUUUUAAAUUUAUUGCCAAGACCAGGCUGCUUUUAAUUGGACAAAAGCAAAACCUUCCAUUUACACAUAUCCAAAAUAGUGGUUCCUUUAUUUUUUCAAACAUUUCACAUAAUUGAAAAAAAAGUAGGCUGACCAGGCUAGGGGCCAUCCACAGCCCUGCUGUUCCAGUAUCACUGCUCACUUCCCGCUAAUUCUGGUCCCCGCAGGAUCGGAUGUGGUUUGGUCCAGUGACCACUGUGGCCAAUCACUGGUCUCAGAGGUCACAGGUGCUAGAAUGCGAUGUCACUGCAGUCAGAUUCAGCCAAUAGUAAAUUAUAAAACAUCCUUCAAACAUUUUUGAAGUGACAUUUUCCAGACUUUUUUUCCCCUUGUAUAGAGGUUAGAUGGCACACCAAUUUUGGUGUUGUGGAUCUCAGGAUAUGGUUCCCAAGCCAGACUCCAUAAAUAAAAGUAAUUUCUUCCAAAA